CCUCCGGAAAAUGAAAAUGACAUUAACCAAGAUGGCGCCGGGCGACAGGGAAAAGUGAUGAGAUAAUAGAACAACAAGCGAUACAACUACAUAACCGUGUGCAUUUAUUUACCCCGUGCGACUGUUUCAGACCAGACUUCUAGCUCGCCAUCGGGAAACUGCCAAACACCUGCUGAGAGACCGCAUCGGAAAAUAUAUUUAUUCAGCUAACUGUUUGCUAACUAGCUGCUAAAGUAGCUAGUCCUAGCUAACGUUAGCUAACUGCGGAAGGCGAGUGGGUAAGGCAAGCAGCUCGAAGUACAAGCCAACAAGUCAAGCUAAUUAUUAUUAUUAUUAUUAUUAUUAUUAUUACAAAAAAACCGAGCGACGUCUCUGUUUGUUCCGUUAUCCAGCUUGCAAUACGGACCAGGUCAUUCAAACCAGCGGUCUGUGAGGAGACUACCGUUAGAGCUCUAAUAAAACGAGCAGAAAAGACGAGGAAAGGCGUCAUCUUUGCCGAUCUGACGCCAUGGCUCACUCUCCUAUUCAGAGUGGUCUGCCGGGGAUUCAGAAUUUCAGAGCUGACCCCGAGGAGCUUUUUACCAAGCUGGAGAGGAUAGGAAAAGGCUCUUUUGGUGAAGUUUUUAAAGGCAUCGACAAUCGGACUCAGAAAGUUGUGGCAAUUAAAAUUAUUGAUCUGGAGGAAGCAGAGGACGAAAUAGAGGACAUUCAGCAGGAAAUCACAGUUCUCAGCCAGUGUGACAGUCCAUUUAUCACCAAGUAUUUUGGAUCCUAUCUCAAGGGCACAAAAUUAUGGAUUAUUAUGGAAUAUUUGGGUGGAGGAUCAGCCCUUGAUUUGUUGGAACCAGGUGCACUGGAUGAAACACAGAUUGCUACAAUCCUGAGAGAGAUCCUGAAAGGACUUGAGUAUCUGCACUCUGAAAAGAAAAUCCACAGAGACAUCAAAGCUGCCAACGUGUUGCUGUCAGAACAAGGCGAUGUGAAGCUGGCAGACUUUGGAGUAGCUGGCCAGUUAACAGACACACAGAUAAAGAGGAACACAUUUGUUGGAACACCUUUCUGGAUGGCACCUGAAGUUAUAAAGCAAUCUGCCUACGAUUCAAAGGCAGACAUCUGGUCAUUAGGAAUAACAGCAAUAGAGCUGGCUAAAGGAGAGCCGCCCCACUCUGAACUUCAUCCUAUGAAGGUUUUAUUCCUCAUCCCAAAGAACAAUCCACCAACACUGGAAGGAAACUACAGUAAAGCACUUAAAGAAUUUGUUGAAGCCUGUUUAAAUAAGGAGCCUAGUUUUAGGCCAACUGCCAAAGAGCUGUUAAAACACAAGUACAUUGUACGGCAUGCCAAAAAGACUUCCUAUCUGACAGAGCUGAUUGACAGAUACAAGAGGUGGAAAUCAGAGCAGUCUCGGGAUGAAUCCAGCUCUGACGAAUCUGAUGAGGAGCCAGAUGGCCAAGCAUCUGGAGGCAACGACGCCAGCAAUGAUGACUGGAUUUUCAACACCAUCAGGGAGAAGGACCUGAAAAAGGUUCAGAAUGGGGCAGCACAGCCUUCUGAGCUGGAAAGGAAACCGGCACAGGAGAGUCCAAAGAGGCCUUUGUCACAAAGCUUAUCUUCAAUCUUUUCUCCAUUGUUUUCUGAGCUGAAAGAAAAGAGUGAGACAAGUAAUGGCAAGCCAGAGGUUGCAGAGCAGCUGCGGGAGGCCAUUUUCCUGGCGGAGGAAACACACCCAGGCAUCUGUGACUCGCUGGUGGCUGAACUAGUGCAAAGACUUCAAAGGUUUUCUGUGCCACAGGCAGCUGCGGCUCAGUGAGAAGAGCUACAUCCAGCUCUGCUCUAAUUUUCCACCCUGGUGGCAGCUGUCAGAUCUUUUCCUCUGACCUCCACAGCCAGGAUGAAGUCUCCCAGGAAGGUCUCCAUCACUUCAUUUGCUUGAAGCAAAUCCUGGCCUACUUUAUGUCUGUUUAUAUCGCUAGCGCACCACCAGAGGGUCCUAUUCAGGACAGUCAGUGGCCAGCCAGUCAGCUGCCACCGUGACUGCCACCUGCUGUAAGAUGUCCCUUCUCAAUACCUCUUUCACAAUGGUUUUAUUUUAAGGGUGGUGUCAGCUAUUUUUUCUGCAAGGACUCUUGAGUUUUUGGUUUUGGUGAGAUUGUGGCUUGAUUGUUCACAAAGGUUUACACUCAGCAUCCUUUUGGAGAAAGUUCCUCGCUUAAUUAACUGUUUGCAUGUGUGUGUGACUGUGCGCGAUAUCCUGUGAAACAUGUGGUGAAGAGUGACGAGUGGGUUGAAGCAUUCUAUUGAAAACUCAGGUAUCCUGCUUUAAGUGGAUUGGAUCCUCUGGGAGAUGGAAAGAGCUCUAUAGGGUGGUUGUACAGACUUGUAAAUAAGCUCAUUUCUACAGAUUCAUGAAAAAAUAAUGGAGCGUUUGUAAUGGAACCACUGUGUACAAAUGGCCAAAUGCAAACUGUAGAUAAUGGUUGUGAGGUAAAUAUUUUGAGAGACUAAAAUGGCCAUAAAUGA
Lates calcarifer (barramundi perch) is the source of this 2520-nucleotide messenger RNA. It is a transcript of the gene stk24a, whose product is annotated as serine/threonine kinase 24a (STE20 homolog, yeast). The coding region runs from base 509 to 1810 and encodes 433 amino acids. Gene Ontology annotation, biological process: protein phosphorylation. The transcript has 11 exons. The record is from RefSeq and is a predicted model, not a curated record. Gene Ontology annotation, molecular function: protein kinase activity; ATP binding. NCBI's taxonomy places the organism in Eukaryota, Metazoa, Chordata, Actinopteri, Centropomidae.